GCAGUAUAAGAUGUUCCUGAUGUCAUUUCUGAAAUGGAUGUUAGACCGUAUCAAUACCGUCAAUACCGUCAUUUUCAAAGAGAGGGGGUGGGUGGGGUUGUUUCGAACCCCCUGAAGCCCCCUCUGGAUCCGCCAAUGUAAAUCACAAACGAACAUCGAUCUAUCUCUUGUAAUUUGUGAUGCAUCUAAAAUGCAUCCGGUUACAAUGUGGAUCUAUGUACUGGAUUAGAUUGGUUCAUCGAGAACGAAACUUCACGAAAAUAUAGUGUUGUUGUCCACAACAAAUUCUCUCCAAGUAACCUGUGUUGCAGUGAAAUGUUAUACUUAGUGCGGCGUUAAACAGCAACAACAGCAAUAACCACAUUGCAAUUGCCAGAAAUAUUGCUCGAAUAUUGUUAAAAGCGGCGUAAAACUAAACUCAGUUACUCACUCACUCCUAUUAGACGGUCUGUGACAAGACUGGUUUCCCGAUCCUCCGCUUGUUGUCGCUGCUGUUACUCGGCCGUCAUAGUUGAACGUGUCCCAGUGUGUUGGGGAACGAACGGGAACCAGUCUGCCUGCGAGAGAGACUUGCCUUAGACGGCCGGGUUGGUGCAGCGACACCAAACACAGCUCGGUCCCCUGGGCCUGGGUAUGAAGCGUCAGCGCCAGCAUGUAUACCAAGAAUGGCACCAAGCGGGCGAUUCCAGAAACCAAUCUACCCACACACCAGCGCAGUGAUGUGUACGGGUGAAGUACUGGUAAAGCUGGGCCCUGUCUCAAACCGCAAAAACAAGGGCAGCCGGGAACCCGCUUUACAUACGGUUCACAUGGUACUCAGGGUAGGAGAGUGGUAUCAUCCCCAAACGGCAUCAAAAUUGGCUGAAACUGCGCUCAUAUAUAGUAUCCGACUAAUAAAACUCAACCGACCACCAUACAUUUAUUUUUCAGACAAUAUUUGCCAACUCAUAACAAUAUUCAGUCGUGUGCCAGACUUUCAGAACCCCGGAUGUUUCGACGCAAGCAAGAACAGCUCCCCUGAGAGUUGGAGCCUCGAAUGUGACAUGCAGACGUGGGGCAUAAGUAUUCGUCAGUUGCCAAAAACGUACGCUGCUCGCGAAAAUCGAGGGUGGCAUUGCAAUGUCAGUGCUGCAGGAAGCUGACCGGGCACGUGACGGUUACGUCAUUUAUUGACGGCAAAACAACGAAGCUGGGCCCCGUCUCGCAUAUCGCAAGUUUGUACGCGCAAAGGGAGCCGAGAACCAGCUUAGCACACAACCAAAAUGGCACAUAGUAAUUUAAUCCAAACGAAUUCUUUUCUGCUGGGAUUUUUCUCUUUGAUUCAACAUAACAGGCAACAUUCUCCGAUUCGAACAAAUGCAUCUUUAUGGAUGGAGUUUUAAUAAACAAUUUUAAUGUAGACUCUAUCUACUAUCAAAAUGAAAUUAGCAAUAAAUCUGCAUGUGUGUAUCAAUCUUGUCUUUCUUAUUGUUGGAAAUAAUUUUAAAAAAUUCAUAAUGCGGAUACUUUUGUGCAUAUAGUAUAUCUCAAUAACGAACACUUAGCGCAACUUAAAGAGACGUUCACUUGAAUGUUAUAUGAGUAGAUCUACACGAUGUUAUGUGUGAUAUCGAUUCAAAAUAGUAUGAAGAUUUGGUGCCGUUUUACUUAGUGCCGUUUCAACGCGGUUUCAUUUUAGCCAAUAACUUCUAGUUCAGCUGGCUGAUAGUAGUAAAUGGUUUCUGUGACUGGUCGUAGUGUGCGAUUAGGACGAGCAAUGAGCGAUCAGUUAAAGAUACUUUAUCAAAGCAAAGAUGUGUUAGUUGUAGACAAAAAUGUUGAUACUAAAAUAAAUUCGAACGAUGAAUGUGCCAACGAAGUGACCGUUGCGAAACAGCUGGCAAGUAACUUCCCUCAUCUCUUAGAUAACACCAUAGAAUUCGGAUUCAGAUUUGCACAUCGUUUGGAUCAUGCAACCAGUGGUGUUCUGUGCAUCGCCUUAAAUAAAACCACUGCAGGAACUUUCCAGAAUUGUUUCAGCAAAAGGAAGAUACUGAAGCAUUAUCUGGCACUAGUACAUGGCCAUAUGGAAGACAGAUGCCUGUUUAUUGAUGUCCCUAUUGGCCGGAGCUCCAUCCAUACCGACAUCUAUAGAAUGUGUGUGUCCAGCUCCCCACACUGCGUGCAGCCUGUGAAGAGAUCCACCACUGUCGCAGUGUGUCUGGAGACUGGGCUAUACGCUGGAACAGCUGCAUCUAAACUACUGUUGAUACCUCUGACAGGUCGUACCCAUCAACUGCGUGUGCACUGCUGUCAUAUUGGUCACCGCAUCAUCGGCGACUACAUGUACAGUGACCGGACUGAUACCCAGCCACCUCGCAUGAUGUUACAUUCCUAUAGAAUCCAUGUUCCACUGAAGCCACAGCCCCUGGACGUCACUGCUCCAGACUACUUUGUGUCUGGUAUAGACCCAUCUUGGCAGGCUACCCAGGUGUAUACUACAUACGAGGCGUUUUGUGACACUUUCUAUAAUCAGGGACCAAACAAAUAUGCUCUUAAUUUCACAGACUUAAAUCCUAAGACAGUGACUGUUGAACUUGAGACAAGUUGAUCAUGGGUUCUUAGGUUACAUAAGAAAGUCUGAUAGUUAAAAAGGGUAUCACAAGCAGUGUUGAAUAUUAAGGCAUCACUGUAGUGUGUGUUGGAAGUGCACAAACUUAUCAAACACUUAAACAUUACUUCAUGCAGAGGUCACUUUCAAGUCUGCCAGCAGGAAUCAUGAGAAUGGUUCCAAAAUUAAGUUAAAAUAAAUGUUUUACAUUAA
Molecule: messenger RNA, 2803 nt
Organism: Haliotis rubra (blacklip abalone)
Lineage: Eukaryota; Metazoa; Mollusca; Gastropoda; Lepetellida; Haliotidae
Product: RNA pseudouridylate synthase domain-containing protein 1-like
Exons: 4
Coding region: 1715-2590 (291 amino acids)
Biological process (GO): pseudouridine synthesis
Molecular function (GO): pseudouridine synthase activity; RNA binding
Source: RefSeq, a predicted model, not a curated record